Molecule: messenger RNA, 1342 nt
Organism: Chelmon rostratus (copperband butterflyfish)
Lineage: Eukaryota; Metazoa; Chordata; Actinopteri; Chaetodontiformes; Chaetodontidae
Product: claudin-10-like
Exons: 6
Coding region: 228-956 (242 amino acids)
Biological process (GO): bicellular tight junction assembly; cell adhesion
Cellular component (GO): plasma membrane; bicellular tight junction
Molecular function (GO): structural molecule activity
Source: RefSeq, a predicted model, not a curated record
UACACGAGCAGCCACUGUAAGAGGACUGCAGCUCCACAGCUUAGAUAUGAGGCAAAACCCUGGUAGAUUCAAUUUUUCUGAAUCACUGCUGGACCUCUACGUCUGAUAUUAUUGGCUCUGCUUUUCCAUUGGAGCUCAAUAUAUGUGACUAUUAGCUAGAGAAUACUGACUUAACAAACACAGUGUAGUUGAUUAGUGAAGGAUCAUCUAUUUACCAGACUGACGGGAUGAGGAGGAGACUGGCUCAGAUCGUUGGUCUGCUGCUCUGCACACUGGGCUGGGGCUUUGUGUGCUGCACUCUUGCUCUAGACCACUGGAGGGUGGCCCAGAUGGGGGGUGAAGGGGGCUCCUCUGUAGUGGUGACAGCCUGGUACUGGUCUGACCUGUGGAAAGACUGCUAUGAAGACUCCACAGCUCUGGUGAACUGUGUAGACUUCGGGGUGCUGUGGAAAGUCAAAUCAUACAUCCAGGCAGUGAGGGGGCUCCUGAUGGUUGGCCUGUGCCUCGGUCUGAUUGGCACGGUGCUUACAUUUUUUGGACUUGAGUGCACACGCAUCGGUGGAGACCAGAGAAGUAAAGACCGGAUGUUAAUGACAGCCUCUGCUUCCCAUCUGGUCGGCUGCGUCUCAGACUUGGCUGCUUAUUGUUUAUACAUAAACAGAGUGGUUGCAGCUUUUUUGCACAGCAAAGCAGAUCGGUCAAAGCUGAGCUAUGAAAUUGGACCACCCCUGUACCUCGGCCUGGUGGGGAGUUUCCUCAUUUUCCUUGGCUGUACAGUUCACUGUGCGACUGCAUGCAGAGUUAACCAUCCAAAAAGCAGACACCCCAUGGUCCCCUUUAUCUGUGAAAAGGGAGAAGAAAGAGACAUUCUACAAGGACACAAACACACCAGUGGGAAGUCAAAAAUGUCAAAUGACUCCAGAAAAAUCUUCCCUUCAAGAUGGCCUCUGUUGUGACUGUGUGACACUACAGACUCAGUUUAAUUGCCCAGUGCAAGCUGCAAUAAUGGCUGUGACACUGAGGUCCAAAGUUGCAUAAAAUAAUCAUAGUCGGGAAUAUAUUCAGUUGGUUUUAAUCGCCCUACAUGACACUUUGAAUGCUGUUCAAAAUGUUGUCACCAGGACUACCAUUAAAAACUGGUUUAGCCUAAAAAACGGUCACAUUUAAAGAUGUUGACUGUAAACACCAUCCUCCUAAAAUUCCCAUAAACAACACUGAGAACAUGAGCUCAGCGUCCUCAGCAUAUAAUUAAAUGCAUGACUGCUGUCUUUCAAAUGUACAGUUUAUAAAGUCAAAGUCUGCCACAUCAGCUGUGUAUGUACAAAAUAAACAAUGAAAGGAC